AUGGCAUGGGUGAGUGUCGUGCUUCUGCUGCUCUACUACGUUCUCGCAUUUGACCCCGGGGUGAGCCCAUUCGCAAACAAGCAAGGUUCCUACCCAAGCCCGUCGUCAUCAACGAACCUAGUCGAUGCAAUUGUCUUUCAAGUGUUUCGAAUUCUGCGAUCUCGUUUGAGUCUGAAGCCCGAGAGCCACUUGCAGCUCGAGGGAGCAUUCAACAGGUGUAUCCUCAUGUUGGCGGACACACAACUAAUCACCGGUAUUGCCAUCAUGGUCAGCGGAUAUUAUUCCCUAACGUGCGGACUGUCCGCUUACCACUGGCAAACCGUCCUUUAUCUUGCGUGGUUUUCAUGUCUUACCCAUCUUUCCGCCCUGACCUGUCUUCGUACCCAUCUGCAUGUACACCCGACGGCGCGAACCGGCCGGCUAUUACUCAUGACUGCUCUGCUCGCCCUCCUCUUCGUGGGGUUUGUUCCCACGGGUCACUUCGACUUUAGAGACCAUCAGGUGCCGGAGAAAAUUUCCGACUCUGCCCCUGCCGUGUGCUAUUUCAAGGGCGGCAUGGAUCGGGACGGUACACCGUUCGCGUCCAUGGUCCUUACCCUCCUCCUCUUAGCAUAUGGCUAUCUUGUCCGAGUUGCUAAGCUUUUCGAAUCCUCAUCUACUGUGCUCUCUCGCUUCUCUCGGGGGCUUCUGGAUCGAAACCAUGAUAAAUUUCUCAAUGCUUGGGCCCGAGGGCUGCCAAAUAUGCGGCCCAGUGUUGCAUUCUGGGCAUCGACACGUUUGGCAAAUUUACGGCGCUCGGGAGAUGUAGGCGAUAACGACUGGACAUUUGGCCAAGUCAUCUCUUUGGUUCUCCUGGCUGGUCCGGCUCUCUCCAUCGCCCAGCUAGUAUAUAGCUGCUGCCUCUCUCCGGGACAAUAUAGGACUCAGGAGUACGGCAAUACAGGCGCCGACACAUGUAUCCAAGGUGACAUGGUGCAAGGCCCCGAGCUUGCGCCAUGUCAGCCGCCACCUAGCGAAUGUGCUCUCGCAGGAGUUGAAAUCAUUCCACUCGAAGAGUCUCACUCCUCACUUCCCGGGGAUCGGAACCGAUCCCUUGCGGAUCAUUCAUCAACAUCUAUAUUAGUGAGGGCGGCAACACCGGCUGGCAAUGUAGAAGAGACACGUGUUGAACCUUCUGCUUCGCACCAUUACCAAAUUCUCCAGUCUCCUGGCCAUGUUGAACAGUUGCAGCCAAGAUCGGACAUCGAUGCUGAAGUUAUUCGCAUACUUCAACUUGGGCGGAGUGCUUAUCCAGGGCUUUUGGGUUUUGCCGAUAUUCUCAUUCCAUCCGCCCCUCUACUCUAUUUCUUUGCCUCCAUUCUCGCUGGCGUCGAUUUUGUCGUGUUGUUGACGCAUCAGAUUCUCUACUUCUUUAUACUCUUACCGGUCUUCUCUCAAGCCUUCAUCAUUUGCGUCUUCUUUUUAAAACUAUGCCGCGUAAGAAGACAGGUCGAAGCUGUCGUUAGGUGUGGGCUCGGCGUCGGUUUAGCUGUGUCCGCCAUAAAUGCUCUAAGAUGGGAUCCUCCCUUUUAUAUUCUGCUAGGCUUGCUACAGUAA
Metarhizium robertsii ARSEF 23 is the source of this 1596-nucleotide messenger RNA. RefSeq lists its product as uncharacterized. Lineage: Eukaryota; Fungi; Ascomycota; Sordariomycetes; Hypocreales; Clavicipitaceae. The transcript has 5 exons. The record is from RefSeq and is a predicted model, not a curated record. Bases 1 to 1596 code for a protein of 531 amino acids.